AGAAUAAUAAUUACAAAAUUAUAAACCAAAAAAAACAAAAGAGAGAGAGACUAAUGCCUCUCGGCACUCGCCUUCUAAAUACCCCCACCAGCGCCACCAAAUUCUCCUCCUCAACGCUUCCCUCCUCCUCUGCUUCUCACUACCUCUCUUCCCAUUUUGCCCUUCCCUCUCUCCUCCGAUUCCCUCUUAAUAUUAAACACUCUUCUUCCUUGUUCAGGGUAUUUUCGUCCUCUCAACCUGCAACCACCUCUACUUCCACCAUGGGUGAUGCUCCUGAUGCUGGCAUGGAUGAUGUCCAGAGACGCCUCAUGUUUGAGGAUGAAUGCAUUUUAGUAGAUGAGAAUGAUCGUGCUGUUGGUCAUGCUUCCAAAUAUAGUUGUCAUUUAUGGGAAAAUAUUUUGAAGGGGAACUCAUUACAUAGAGCUUUUAGCGUAUUUCUCUUUAACUCAAACUAUGAGCUACUCCUCCAGCAACGCUCUGCUACAAAGGUGACAUUCCCGCUUGUGUGGACGAACACUUGCUGCAGUCAUCCUCUAUAUCGUGAAUCUGAGCUUAUUGAUGAGGAUGCUCUUGGUGUUAGAAAUGCUGCGCAAAGGAAGCUUCUGGAUGAGCUUGGUAUCCCUGCGGAAGAUGUUCCAGUCGAUCAGUUUACCCCACUAGGACGCAUGCUAUACAAGGCGCCUUCUGAUGGAAAAUGGGGAGAGCAUGAACUUGAUUAUCUGCUCUUCAUAGUUCGUGAUGUUAAUGUUAAUCCAAAUCCUGAUGAGGUAGCUGAUGUUAAGUAUGUUAACCGGAAUGAGUUGAAGGAGCUGUUAAAGAAAGUGGAUGUUGGCGAGGAAUGUUUGAAGUUGUCACCUUGGUUUAGACUGGUUGUGGACAAUUUCUUGUUCAAAUGGUGGGAACAUGUCGAAAAGGGGACACUCAAAGAAGCUGCUGACGUGAAAACAAUUCACAAGUUAACUUGAUAUUAUAUAAUCUAUUUGGGGCAAAGUUUGACUGUAGCUUUAUUUGAAUAAAAGUUUGGUCAUGUAAGUUCUAAACAAGUUAGUAUUACUUUGCUGCUAUGGCCUUUAGUAAUUUUAGCCUGGUUAUGUUAAAACUUCGAGAUAUUACCUGAAAGCAUUUAGAAAUCUUUGAUUUGGCAUGAAGCAAGUGGAGUUUUGGCUAUUCAAGCA
Messenger RNA from Manihot esculenta (cassava), 1175 nucleotides. Its product is annotated as isopentenyl-diphosphate Delta-isomerase I. The record is from RefSeq and is a predicted model, not a curated record. Gene Ontology annotation, biological process: isoprenoid biosynthetic process; isopentenyl diphosphate biosynthetic process. Bases 54 to 965 code for a protein of 303 amino acids. Gene Ontology annotation, molecular function: isopentenyl-diphosphate delta-isomerase activity. Gene Ontology annotation, cellular component: cytoplasm. The transcript has 6 exons. Lineage: Eukaryota; Viridiplantae; Streptophyta; Magnoliopsida; Malpighiales; Euphorbiaceae.